UGAUAUUCUUUCUCCUAGGAGUACGGAGACAGAAGAACAUAACAAUCACGGACACCAAGAACGUAUACUGCCUUUGCGAAACAGGACAGUACAUUUCAACAGAAUCAUGCCGAGGAAACCCAAAACAUACGAGGAACAAAUGGCAGCCUUAACUUUAAGGAGUCUACGGCCGAGACCACUUAAAAAGAAAAUAAGGUUGAAAGAGAAAAUCCCUCAUGGAAAACAUAUAGAGAUAACACCUGAAGCUCAACAAAAGGAUUUUCAUGAGAAUACAUCAUCUGUGGAUAUGGUUGAAGUUUCCACAGACCCAGCAGAUCAAGGAAACCCUGUUGAAGAAAGACAGCAGGUGCCUAUCAAGGAUCCUGAAGAAGAUAUUGAAGAAGACGACCCUAUGGAAGACCCUCAUUGCAUAAAUCAAAAUAAACCAACUGACGAUAAGCAGGAUGAGGACGAGAAUGAUCAAAAAUACGAACAAGAUACUGAGGAUGAAGACGAGGACGGAGAAAAUUUCUUUUUUACUCCGGAAUACAAAGAAUGGACGACAAAACUUCCAUCGAAAAUUAUAGAUACACGGACGGAUUUUCAGAAUAAAGUUGCCAAAUAUAAUUUGAUGAAAAAGGAGAAGUUGAAAAAAAUGGUUACACGGAACCGAGAAGCUAAGAUGCGAAUAAUGAAGAAUUUGGAAAAGAUGAAUGACAGAAAUAUAAAAGUACAGCAGUUUAUGAAAGGAGAAGAUGAAACACUGAACGAAGAAUUAAAGGAUAUUGCAAGAAUAUCAUUAAGAAGAUUCGAACUGAACAAAAUUACGUUGGACAAACUGGAAGACGAAGAAAUGAAGAUGAUCGAGGAUAGAAUAACUUUUAUUCAGGAAGUGUCAAAAUUAUCGAAAGAUUUGGCGCGUAUAAAUGAAUGCUACAUCUCAGAAUUGAUUGCGGAGGAUACUAACGAACAAUAUGAACAUUUAUAUGUAGAGGGCAUCCUAUAGUAACAAAGGAUUAAAAAAGUAGUAAAAUAUUUGAUUAAUGUAAAAAGUAGUUAAUAAAUAUAGUAUCUUUACACUCUAGUACAAUGUAGAGGAUCUUAGACAAGUCAUCAUUUGAAAGAUUUUUUUUUGAAAAGGAAAACAAUCCGAAAUAUUUUAUUUUCGAGAAGACAUGAAAAUAUGGAAAAUUUUUAAAUUUUAUUUUCCAGAGAAUAUGGCCCAAAAAUUAGUAAUUGAGUACAUUGACGAUAAAUUGAAUAUUAUCACCAAUGACCAAGGAAAUGACACUGAAAAAUCAAACGUCUGCGAGAACUUUAGAGUGAGAUGCAAAAUGGAACAUGCAGAAACAUUUGAAUUAGAACACUCGAGGAUUCGAUUAGAAAAUAUAGAAUUAAAAAAUCGAUUAUUUGUAAUG
Molecule: messenger RNA, 1397 nt
Organism: Eurytemora carolleeae
Lineage: Eukaryota; Metazoa; Arthropoda; Copepoda; Calanoida; Temoridae
Product: putative DNA helicase INO80
Exons: 3
Coding region: 107-985 (292 amino acids)
Source: RefSeq, a predicted model, not a curated record